Molecule: messenger RNA, 1167 nt
Organism: Kwoniella botswanensis
Lineage: Eukaryota; Fungi; Basidiomycota; Tremellomycetes; Tremellales; Cryptococcaceae
Exons: 8
Coding region: 1-1167 (388 amino acids)
Biological process (GO): intracellular protein localization; cytoskeleton-dependent cytokinesis
Cellular component (GO): cytosol; septin complex; septin ring
Molecular function (GO): molecular adaptor activity; GTPase activity; GTP binding
Source: RefSeq, a predicted model, not a curated record
AUGGCAUCGAGAGCCUCAAGAGGUAGGAAGCAGGCUAAGAAAGGUGUUCAGUUGACCUUGAUGGUCGUAGGAGCAUCCGGUACAGGUCGAACUACAUUCGUAAAUACCCUCGUUGAAUCAGUCUUACUCGAACAUCGAACUGCCAACUUGCUCGUUGAUCCUCACAAUCCUCACUCGGGUCUGGACCCUAACCUUGUCCAACAAGCUGCUUCUCAAGCUAAUGUCGAAGAACCCAUCAGGAUCAAGCCUGUCAAUGUUGAAUUGGAGGAAGAUGGAGUAAGGAUCGCUUUGACUGUGGUCGAUACUCCUGGGUUCGGUGAUGGGAUUGAUAAUGAAUAUGCCUUCCAAGAAAUCUCUUCCUACCUCGAAAGACAAUACGAUGAUAUCUUAGCCGAAGAAUCUAGGAUCAAGCGUAAUCCCAGAUUUAGAGAUAACAGAGUUCACGCUUUGUUGUACUUUAUCCCUCCUACUGGACAUGCCUUGCGAGAAAUGGAUAUCGAGCUCAUGAGAAGACUUUCUCCUCGAGUCAACGUCAUUCCCGUCAUUGGUAAAGCCGACAGUUUAACUCCUACCGAGUUGAGGGCUUUCAAAAAGCGGGUCAUGGAAGAUAUUGAAUACUACAACAUCCCAGUGUACAACUUCCCUUACGAUGCUGAAGAGGAUGAUGAAGAGACCAUCGCGGAUAACUCAUCUUUGAGAGCUUUACUUCCUUUCGCCAUCGUGGGCUCAGAAGAGGAAAUCAUGAUUGAUGGUGAACCCAUCAGAGGCAGACGAUACCCAUGGGGUAUAGUCGAGGUCGAUAACCCUGAUCAUUCGGAUUUCUCAAGAUUGAGAAGCGCUCUUUUGAUGUCCCACCUCACCGAUCUCAAGGAAAUCACCCACGACUUCUUAUAUGAGAAUUAUAGAACUGAGAAAUUAUCAAGAUCUGUCGGCGGUAAUGAUCCUGAUUCAUCCAUCCUUCCUGAAGAUAUGGCCAACCAAUCUGUCCGACUCAAGGAAGAGCAACUCCGAAGGGAAGAAGAGAAACUGCGUGAGAUCGAAUUGAAGGUACAAAGGGAGAUUCAAAUGAAACGACAAGAACUAUUGGCUAAAGAAGAUAGUUUGAAAGUUCUUGAAGCUAGACUGGCCGCUCAAGGUAAUGGUCAUUCCAGAGAUGGUACCCUUUAA